Messenger RNA from Austrofundulus limnaeus, 1288 nucleotides. Its product is annotated as rho-related protein racD. Gene Ontology annotation, molecular function: GTP binding; GTPase activity. Gene Ontology annotation, biological process: small GTPase-mediated signal transduction. The coding region runs from base 1 to 1083 and encodes 360 amino acids. The record is from RefSeq and is a predicted model, not a curated record. The transcript has 10 exons. NCBI's taxonomy places the organism in Eukaryota, Metazoa, Chordata, Actinopteri, Cyprinodontiformes, Rivulidae.
AUGAAAAACGGUUUCAACCACCUGAAGUAUGUUCAAAGGGCUGUGGGUAAAACCUGUCUGCUCAUCAACUACACCACCGAUGCCAUCCCUGCAGAAUACGUCCCCACAGUCUUCGAAAUCUACUAUGCACACAUGAUGAUAGAUGGGAAACCAGUGAGUCUGGGUCUGUGGGACACAGCAGGACAGGAGGACUACGACAAGCUCAGACCCCUGGCCUACCCCGAUGCGCACGUGUUCCUAAUUUGCUUUUCACUGACAAUGCCAUCUUCCUUUGAAAACGUUCGUGCCAAGUGGGUUAACGAAGUGAGACACCACUGCAAAGAGGCUCCUAUAAUCCUGGUGGGCACCAUGCUGGACCUCAGAGAUGAUGAAGACACAAUAAAUGAGCUAAAAGAAAAGAAACUGUCUCCAAUCACCUGUGAGCAAGGCUUGUUUAUGGCUAAAGAAAUAGGUGCAGUGAAAUAUGUGGAGUGCUCAAAUUUGACAAAACACAGCCUGAAGAGGGUGUUUGAUGAAGCCAUCAGGGUGGUCCUGAACCCAAAACCGAACCCACAACCAACUAAAUCGGAGUCAUUUAAGCAACCACCAGCAGCCUCGGGUCCAAUAACUCCACAAACUGCUCCUCGUAGAGCUUCUGCUGACAAAACAGGUCAAAGGACCAGUAGAAGACACGAGGAUGCUGCAGGUCUUGAAGAGGUCACUAAGAAAAUCCAGGAGCUUCUGCUGGUGUCACAGAGRUUACCAGAUGUCACGGCUGCAAUCAGAGAGCUCAGUGAUCUGGCUGCCUCUCAAAGAGUCACCGUAUCUCCUCCGCAGCUCCAGACCAUUAGGCAGGGCUUCUGCUGUGUUGUUUGUAAGAAGUUCAUCAAGCAACCAAUGUUCGCUCUGUGUUGUCAGAGCAUCAUUGGCUGUAAAACGUGCCUGGAACGAUGGCAUGAGACUUCUGCACACUGCGCAAAAUGUAGAGGGAACAAUGCAGGAAACAAAAUGUUUGAAGUUCGGGGUCUGGGAGAGGCCUUUUCUGUCCUCAGAUCCCUUGUUGAUGAGUCACAAUUUGCUUUUCAGUGCUCAAAAACUGAAUAGUUUUAUUUACUUUUAGGCUGAUGAAGGAAGCUGCGUUGUGAUUUUGAAUGAAGUAUACAUGGCAAYAAUAGAAACCAUAUUAAAGAUGUCUGUAUUAAUACAUCAUCAUUAGUAUCAUUUCAUGUAAAACUGUACUUUGCACUCAGUGGUUUACCCAGUAAUGUAAACAUUAUAAAAAAUUUGAAUACAUCUUUGAAUCCUUGAA